This is a messenger RNA of Dromiciops gliroides (monito del monte), 3529 nucleotides long. Its product is annotated as zinc finger protein 2 homolog. Gene Ontology annotation, biological process: negative regulation of transcription by RNA polymerase II. Bases 232 to 2505 code for a protein of 757 amino acids. Gene Ontology annotation, molecular function: DNA-binding transcription repressor activity, RNA polymerase II-specific. The record is from RefSeq and is a predicted model, not a curated record. The transcript is spliced from 5 exons. NCBI's taxonomy places the organism in Eukaryota, Metazoa, Chordata, Mammalia, Microbiotheria, Microbiotheriidae.
GAACCAAGGGGACAAAGACAGCCGCCAACACAGCUCAAGUGUCUUCCUGUCGACUCUGCUACAUUGUACAUACCAUCAUCUGCCUCUGAUUCACAACCACAUCAGACCUUCCAGUCAGUCGACAAUCCUUUUCUCUGGCUCAGGCUCUGAUCCAGCCCCAACGAGAAGACGGGCAGUAGUGUGGAGGGCCCAGCUCAGCCUUGGGAAGGAGCAGCUCUUCCCCUGGACAGGAUGGAGGCUGAGGAAGGAAUGGCUUCUGGGAGUCCCGUGUCAGUGACAUUCAAGGAUGUGUCUGUGGACUUCAGUGGGGAGGAGUGGAGAUGCCUGAAUCCCGGCCAGAAGGCCCUGCACAGAGACGUGAUGUGGGAGAACUACGAGAACCUCGUCUCCAUAGGGAUUCCUGUUUCCAGAUUGGAUGUGAUCUCCUUGUUGGCAAAACAAGGAGCACCAUGGAUAUCAAAGGAAGUCCCCAGGGGAACCUGCCCAGAUUCCUUUAGUGAGGAGGCCAGGUUUGAACCCAAAGAUUCAAGUUUGAUGCAGGCCAUUUGCCUUAGAGCAUCAUUCAAGAAAAGACUGACAAAGGAUACCAUAGGCUGGCAUUCCAAGACAAGAGAAUCUGGGGUAUGUAAUGUUAAUUUAGAGAAACUGGACAACCAGGAGAGAGAGUCCAGACAAAGAACAAUCACUUCUAAAACAACUUUUAAUAAUUUGAAUGUACCUUGCUGUAAUAAACUUGGGAGAAAUUUUAGUCUGGGAUCAAAUUUUGUUGCACCAUGGAGAAGAACUAUAGGAAAAGGUUUCCAUAAAUACAAGACACUUGGAAGAAGCUUCAGGGGUUUCCCUUAUUUAAUUAUAAGUAAUAGAUUCUUCUUCCAGAAGGACCUUUGUAAGUAUACCAAGUGCAAGAAGCCCUUCAAUUACCACUCAGACUUAAUUAAAUUUCAUAAAAUGCAUGCUGGAGGAAGGCUACAUGAAUCCAAUGAAUAUGAAAAGGCAUUUGGCAAAAGAUCAAAUCAUACUGGACAUCAGACAGUUCAUAAUGAAGAGAAACAUUACAAAUGUAAUAAAUAUGGGAAAUUCUUCAGAGACAGAAAAGGCUUGAUUAAACAUAAUGUGAUUCAUAUUAGAAAGAAAUCCUUUGCACAUAAUCAAAGUGAGAAAGCCUUUAAUGAAAAGGGACAUGCUAAUACACAGAGAACUCAAAAUGAAGAAAAACUCUUCAAAUGUAAUGAAUGUGGGAAAGCUUUCAGCCAGAGGGGAAACCUAAUUAGUCAUCAGAGUGCUCAUACUAGAAAGAAACCCUUUGCAUGUAGUACAUGUGGGAAAACUUUUAGCCAUAGGGGAAGCCUAAUGAGUCAUCAGAAUGUUCAUACAGGAGACAAACCUUUUGCAUGUAGUACAUGUGGAAAAGUCUUUGGCCAAAUGAGACAUCUUAUUAUACACAGGAGAAAUCAUAGUGGACGGAAACCAUUUGUCUGUAGUGAAUGUGGAAAAGCCUUCAUUAGGAGAGGGCACCUUAUUACGCAUCAGAGAAUUCAUACUGGAGAAAAACCCUUUGCCUGUAAUGUAUGUGGGAAAAAAUUCAGUGAGAGGAGAAAUCUUAUUACCCAUGAGAGAAUUCAUACUGGAGAAAAGCCUUUUGCAUGUAAUGAAUGUGGAACGGGCUUCCGACAGAGAAUAAGCCUCAUUAUACAUCAGAGAACUCAUACUGGAGAGAAACCUUUUUCAUGUAAUGAAUGUGGGAAAGGCUUCAGACAGAGUGGACACCUUACUACACACCAGAGAAUUCAUACUGGACAGAAACCCUAUAAAUGCAGUGAAUGUGAGAAAACCUUCAGUGAGAGGAGAACCCUUAUUACCCAUCAGAGAACUCAUACUGGAGAGAAACCCUUUACAUGUAAUGAAUGUGGGAAAACAUUUACCCAAAGGGCAAGCCUUAUUACUCAUCAGAGGACUCAUACUGGAGCCAAGCACUUUGAAUGUAAUGAAUGUGGGAAAGCUUUCUUCAGGAGGGGACACCUUAUUACACAUCAAAGAACUCAUACUGGAGAGAAACCUUUUGCAUGUAAUGAAUGUGGAAAAACUUUCAGUGAGAGGAGAAACCUUACUACCCAUCAGAGAAGUCAUACUGGAGAGAAACCCUUUACAUGUAAUGAAUGUGACAAAACCUUUACCCAAAGGGCAAGUCUUAUUAACCAUCAGAGAAGUCAUACUGGAGAGAAAGCCUUUGCAUGUGAUGAAUGUGGGAAAUCAUUUACUCAAAAGGCAAGUCUUAUUACUCACCAGAGAACUCAUACUGGAGAGAAAUCUUUUGCAUGUAAUGAAUGUGGAAAAUCAUUUACUCGAAGUGCAAACCUUAUUAUCCAUCAGAGCACCCAUGCCAGAGGAAAACCUUUUGAAUGUAACAAAUGUGGGAAAACCUUCAGUGGGAGGGGAUGCCUUAUUAGACAUCAGAGAAAUGAUACUGGAGUGGAAUGUACUGAAGGUGGUAAAUACAAAGAGUAGCACAAAAUGAUUCACUACAUCCAGUGGAGUACCCCAGAUGUCUUUCCUUAGUUCUCUGUUUAACAUUUUUAUCAAUUACUUAGCUGUCAUGCUUAUCAAAUUUGCAGAUGACCCAAAGCUAGGAGGCAUAGUUAACACUGUAUGGCAAAAAGAUCCUGACACGUUAAAAAUUUGGGCUGAAAUAUGAAAUUUGAUAAGAGAUGAAUGUAAAUAGAGACUAAAAGUUCUAAAUGAAAAAAAAAGACAAUACAAAAAUCAACUUAACAAAUCACUCAGUAAAAAAAACAUUUAUUAAACCUUUAUGAUGUGCUACACAUUAUGGAUACAAAGAAAAAAAGUCCUGUCAUCAGGAAGCUCACAUUUUAAUGGAGCAGAUAACAUGUAAAUUAUGUACACAUAAGAUAUACACAGUACAGAAUUGGAAGAUAAUCUUUGUGGCUGGGAGAACAAGAAAAGGCUUCCUUUAGAAGGUGGGAUUUGGGCCAAGACUUGAAGGAAUUCAGAGAAGGUAAAAGGCAGGGAGGAGGAGAGAGCAUUUAUAGAAUUGGAGACAGCCUGGGCAAAAGCAGAAAUGUAGUGUUGUGUGCUAUGAACAGCAAGUAGGCUGGUGUACUUGACCCAUCAAGUAUGUGGGAAAGAAUAAAUGAUGAAAAGAAGCCUAAGAAGGUAGGAAGGGGCCAAGUUUUGAAGAGUUUUAAACGUCAAACCAAGGAUUUUAUUUUUGAUCAUGGAGGUAAUAGGGAACUUCUGGAUUUUAUUGAGUAUGGAGGGGAAGUGACAUCACCAGACCUAGGAAAAUCACUUUGGCAGCUAAGUGAAGGUUGGAUGGAAACAGGGAUAGACUUGAAGCAGGGAGACCAAUUAGAAAGCUACUUCAUUUGUCCAGGCAAGGGGUGAUCUGGUAGUGAUUUUUUUUUUCCUUCCUGAAAGGGCUGUCAAUAAAACACUUAAAAAGAAAAUAAUAUUCUGCCUUUAGGAACAACUGAGUUGUUUUUUUGUUUUGUUUUGUUUUUUUAGUGAGGCA